Messenger RNA from Cotesia glomerata, 1044 nucleotides. RefSeq lists its product as uncharacterized. The record is from RefSeq and is a predicted model, not a curated record. NCBI's taxonomy places the organism in Eukaryota, Metazoa, Arthropoda, Insecta, Hymenoptera, Braconidae. The transcript is spliced from 4 exons. The coding region runs from base 1 to 1044 and encodes 347 amino acids.
AUGAAUACAUCAAGACAUAUGUCAAGGGUAGCAAAAGCGUUGGUUGAAGAAAAAGGUCUACUUUCAGUACCUGAAUCAAAAUUAGGGAGAAAAAUUGCAGAUCAAGUGAAAUUGAAAGUUGAAAAUUUUUAUAAUGAUGAUGAGUACAGUGCUCCGAUGCCAGGUAUGAAAGAUUUUAUUUCAGUUCGAAAUGAUGAUGGUAAUCGAGUACCCGUCCAAAAAAGACUUGUCCUGUCUAACUUAAAAGAAUUAUACCAAUGUUUUUGGGAAAUAAACGCUGCAGAGAAAAUUGGAUUUUCGAGAUUUGCUUCUCUGCGACCUAAAUAUUGUGUGUUAGCAGGGGCAAGUGGAACACAUACCAUCUGUGUCUGUACGAUCCAUGAAAACGUUAAGUUAAUGAUGCUUGGUGCGAAUAUUCAUUCUCUAACAAGAAAUACAGAUAUAUCCAUUACACACUAUAGUGAUUGUUUGAGUUUGAUUGUAUAUUGUAAUAAUCAUGAUGCCGUUGCCGUACAUGUUUUUAUCAAAUUAAUAACUGACUAUGUGAAAAGUCUUCCUGAACGUUGUAACAAAAUUUAUUAUUUUUCUGACGGGGCUCCUCAACAAUUUAAAAACUUUAAAAACUUCGUAAAUUUAUAUUAUCACGAAGAGGAUUUCGACAUUCCUGCUGAAUGGCAUUUUUUUGCGACAGCCCAUGGCAAAGGUCCAUGUGAUGGUAUUGGUGGUACCAUUAAACGAUAUGCAGCAAGAGCAAGUCUCCAACUUGCGGUUGACAAACAAAUAACAACGCCUGAAGAACUCUUUGAAUGGACUUCUGAUCCGGACAACUUGCCAAACAUCAUAACUAAGUUUUCCCCAGAAGAGAAUUAUAAAACAGCAGUAAAUGAUUUAAAUGAAAGAUUUUUAAAAACAAAACCGAUCACAGGAACUCAACAAUUACACUGUAUAAUUCCAGACAAAAAUGGUUUUUUGUACAUUAAAAACUUUUCAAAUUCCAACGAGCACAAAAUUUGUAAAAUAUUUAAACACCAGAGACGUAAUUAA